Galendromus occidentalis (western predatory mite) is the source of this 2036-nucleotide messenger RNA. RefSeq names its product cytochrome and DOMON domain-containing protein knickkopf (gene knk). The transcript is spliced from 11 exons. NCBI's taxonomy places the organism in Eukaryota, Metazoa, Arthropoda, Arachnida, Mesostigmata, Phytoseiidae. The record is from RefSeq and is a predicted model, not a curated record. Bases 1 to 1980 code for a protein of 659 amino acids.
AUGGGGCCGCGAAAGAGCUUCCUCAUCUGUGCCCUGAUCGUCAUUCUAUCAGUGGCUGAAAUAUGGGCAGCAGUCGAGAAACAUCAGGGACUAUAUAUCGGACGGAUAAACACGUAUUCGCAUCAAGUGACCGGAUCGGUCUACGCUGUGGAUGAAUACACACUCCUGAUCAAAGGCUUUUUCUACGAUGGUUUAGGCCAGGACGCGUUUUUCUGGGCCGGCUCAUCAAUCCGACCCAGUAACGUUGGUUUCAUCGUCCCAGAUGAAGAGGGCAAAACCAACGUUCUGGAACCGUACACCGAUAAGGAUAUCUACAUACGCUUGCCGGACAAGCGGAAGAUCACGUCGAUCAAAUGGCUGGCCAUCUGGAAUUUACGCGACAACGACAACUACGGAGACAUUUACCUACCCGAUGGCUUCGAGCCUCCGGCACCCCGGAAACUUUCAGAACUGACGCGCCAGGGAGGAGGCGUCAAGUCGGGAACUGUCGUCAUCAUGGACACAAAAACUAUUCUGUUGCCUCACUUCCACUUCAGCGGUGACAACAACGAUACUUAUUUCUGGGUCGGUCAAGGAGCUCAACCCAGCAGUGCGGGAUACAAAAUACCGGACGAACAGGGCUAUUUGAACCCGAUCCGAACCUAUAGAGGAGACACAAUUACCCUGGUUCUGCCUGGUAAAACCACAGUCUUCGAUAUAGACUGGUUCUCGGUUUGGAACGCCAAUCUCUCCAUCAACUACGGAUCCGUUCAAAUCCCUCAUGGCGAAGAUAUUCCGCCUAGCACCCUCGAGUUCUACCGACAUGAAUCCCGUUUGCAAAACUGUGAACAGCUACAUUCGAACCUGCAACUCCGUUGGGAGAUUCAAGGGAGCUCGAUGACAUUCGAGCUCACCGGUCCGAUUGCCGACGAUCAUUACUUCGCCCUCGGACCUUCGGGAGAUGAGAACUCAACGCACACCCAGAUGCUGAAUGCAGACGUCGCAGUAGCUUUCGUGGACGGUCCGUACGGUCAAGUCAUCGACUACAAGAUUGGCGGUAUCUUUCCCUGCAGUAAAGUGCUCAGCAGCUAUCAGGGAGUCUGUCCUGACACAGUCGUCGGGGGCGUGAACUCCUAUCAGAUCCUCACAUUCAGCAAAAAAGACGGAAUGACAACAAUAAUUUACCGACGAGAUGUCUUACCCAUCGACGAUGCGGGCGAUCGGGUUUUCGACCUCUCGAAUCCGACAGCUAUCGCGUGGGCCAUCGGAAGGCUCAACCACAAAAAAGAGCCUCUCUUCCAUCACAUCUAUCCUAGGGGAGACGUUUUCGUUCAUUUCGGAUCGAAGACGAAAGUCGACACCUGUGUGGACUUCAUCAAAGGGUGGCCACCUCAGAGAUCGAAUGAGCCUCCAUGGGGUCCGUUUAAGAUCGUCGGGAACACGGUGACGCAAUUCAUCGCCCGAGUCGGUCCGGCGGGAGGAUCCAGGGGGUAUUCUGGAAUUACAGGUCUUCCCUCUCCGGGGGUGUCUUGGUACAUCAAUGGUCUCUUAGUGCCGACCCUGUAUUUGAAGAGAGGUCGCACUUAUACGUUUAGAGUCGAGGGCGGGGACAACCCCCAUAACGGCCGGUAUUAUCAUCCUCUGUACAUAACCGAUUCACCGUAUGGAGGAUUCGCUCAGAUGACCGAGGCCGAGCAGAAGGACUCGAAAAUCUACGCGGGAGUGAUUUUCAAUCGCCAGGGCAAGCCCCAAGCGACUGCAGUGGGUCGCCUCUGUGCUUGGGUUUACAAUAGCACUGAGCCGAGACAGGCUGACGGUUUUCCAACCUUCCCCAAGUAUCGGAAUCAGCUCAGACUGGACUGUGACGACAGGGCAACAGCAACCUUGCAAUGGACACCCAAUACUUCAACUCCAGAUGUUGUUUACUAUCAGAGUUACACGACCAGCAAUAUGGGAGGGAAGAUUUAUCUGCUCGACGAAUUCUCCGCAGGUUCAUCAUGAGUUUCCUUUGUGCGUCUGUGCCCGAAAUAAAUUAUUCAUCCGAGUGAAGAGAUGCU